CUUUGCGUUUCAGGGAGUGCGAGCCGGGCCACCCUUUGCGCGCAUCUUUUCGCACGGAGGCCUGGUGUGAGAAUAUGGCUUUGUUCGAGCGGCCCCAAGACACAUGCUAGCAUUGGGUUUUGGGUGACCCCAACUCGUGUAGUGGCUUCAUGGUUCAGAAUGGCUUUCGUCCCGGGAGUUUCAGAAAACGGGUUAAGUUAGUCGUGGGGGCACACAUGUCCUAGGCUUUUGACAUGUUUCCCUUAAAGGAUUCAGAAUUAGGAGCUUUCACCUUUUUUGCUUCAGCUCUUCCAAAUGAUGUUUGUGGGAGCAAUGGCCUACCUUUGACCCCAAAUUCCAUAAAGAUCCUGGGCCGCUUUCAGAUCCUUAAGACACUGACACAUCCCCGGCUUUGUCAAUACGUGGAUAUUUCUCGUGGAAAACAUGAGAGGCUGGUGGUUGUUGCUGAACACUGUGGAAACAACUUGGAAGAUUUGCUUCGAGACAGGAAACCAGUGAGUCCUUUUAGAACAUUGUGCAUCGCCUUUGAAGUGCUACAAGGCUUGCAGUAUCUCAACAAGCAUGGAAUAGUCCACCGAGCUCUCUCACCUCAUAAUAUCCUCAUGGACGGAGAAGGACAUAUUAAAUUGUCAAAAUUUGGCCUUUAUCAUAUGACAGCUUAUGGUGCCGAUGUUGACUUUCCUAUAGGGUACCCAUCAUACCUGGCCCCUGAAGUAAUUGCGCAAGGAAUUAUUAAAUGCAGUGAUCACGUGCAAAGUGAAAAGGCACUGCCUUCUCGUCCUAAAUCAGAUGUGUGGUCUCUUGGUAUUAUAAUAUUUGAACUUUGUAUGGGCAGAAAGCUGUUCCAGAGUUUGGAUGUAGCUGAGAGACUAAAACUGAUACUUAAUCUUGGAUGUGUUGAUGAUAUCAUAACAGUGCUAGCUGAGGAACAUGGAUGCUUGGACAUUCUGAAGGAACUUCCUGAAAAUAUUUUAGCUCUACUUGAGAAGUGUCUUACAUUCCACCCUUCCAAACGGCCUACUCCUGAGAAGCUGUUGAACGAUUCAGUGUUCAGUGAAAUCUCAUCUUUAUACCCAACCUUCCACACGCCUGUCAGUUUUUUCUCGCCUAGUCUAAGAUGUGCUAACUUAUCUCUUCCUGAGGAUAUUAAUCAGCUAUUUCAAGAGGAAAGUUCUGAUUACCUGGCAGAAAGGACAAUUGAAGAAGUUUAUUAUCUCUGGUGCUUGGCUGGAGGUGACUUAGAGAAAGAGCUUGUCAACAAGGAAAUCAUUCAUUCCAAACCACCCAUCUGUACACUUCCUAUUUUUUUGUUUGAAGAUGGGGAGAGCUUUGGACAAGGACGGGAUAGAAGUUUCCUUUUGGAUGACACAACUGUGACACUCUCGCUGUGUCAGCUCAGGAAUAGAUUGAAAGAUGUUGGUGGAGAAGCAUUUUAUCCAUUGCUUGAAGAUGACCAGUCAAAUAUACCCCAUUCAAAUAGUAACAAUGAAUUAUCUGCUGCUGCCAAUCUUCCUCUUAUUAUUCGAGAGCGGGAUACUGAAUAUCAGCUGAACAGGAUUGUCCUGUUUGACAGACUACUAAAGGCCUACCCAUAUAAAAAAAAUCAAGUAUGGAAAGAAGCCAGAGUUGACAUUCCACCUCUAAUGAGAGGUUUAACAUGGGCAGCGUUACUUGGAGUAGAGGGAGAUAUUCAAGCAAAAUAUGAUGCUAUUGAUAAGGACACUCCUAUUCCUACAGACAGACAAAUUGAAGUUGACAUUCCUCGUUGCCAUCAGUAUGAUGAAUUGCUGUCAUCACCAGAGGGCCAUGCAAAAUUUAGGCGGGUUUUGAAAGCCUGGGUAGUUUCUCAUCCUGAUCUUGUAUACUGGCAAGGUCUUGAUUCCCUUUGUGCACCUUUCCUGUAUCUAAAUUUCAACAAUGAAGCUUUGGCCUAUUCCUGCAUGUCAGCUUUUAUACCGAAAUACCUCUAUAAUUUCUUUCUAAAGGAUAAUUCUCAUGUGAUUCAAGAAUAUCUAACGGUGUUCUCCCAGAUGAUUGCAUUCCAUGAUCCUGAGCUGAGUAACCACCUCAACGAAAUAGGUUUCAUUCCAGAUCUAUAUGCUAUUCCUUGGUUUCUCACAAUGUUCACACAUGUCUUCCCUUUGCACAAAAUAUUUCAUCUGUGGGAUACAUUGCUACUGGGAAAUUCUUCUUUCCCAUUCUGUAUUGGAGUGGCUAUUCUGCAACAGCUGAGGGAUCGGCUUCUCUCCAAUGGAUUCAAUGAGUGCAUUUUGCUGUUUUCUGAUUUACCAGAAAUUGAUAUUGAACGGUGUGUCCGUGAAUCAAUCAACCUUUUCUGCUGGACUCCCAAGAGUGCUACAUACAGACAAUAUGCACAACAUCCCAAACAAGCCAGUGAAGGCAACUCUACAAGAAGUCUAACAUCUUGUUUCUCAUUAGACUAUCAGGAUGCAUCGAGGAGUGACCUGUCUAGAGAUUCUAUCAAAUUAAAUGAUCUGAAAUCUGAAGUGUCACCACGAAUCUCAGCUGAAGAUUUGAUUGACCUGUGUGACCUGACAGGACCUGGCCAUUCUAAGACCCCAACAAAGAAGACAAAGUCUAGCAAACCAAAGUUGCUUAUUGUUGACAUUCGGAACAGUGAGGAUUUUAACCGUGGUCAUAUACCAGGAAGCAUUAACAUCCCAUUUGGAUCAGCAUUCACUGCUGAAGGAGAAUUAAUCCAGUGUCCCUCUACUUCCACGCUUCAGAGCUUUAAAGGAAGAGUUGUGGUGAUAGUAGGACAUGUGUCAAUUAAUGCAGCACAGGUAAGUUGCCUAUGGGGAGGACCUGUGCAUGUUGUUCAGAACAAUGAUUGGUAAGUAGUACAGUACCUGG
Python bivittatus (Burmese python) is the source of this 2874-nucleotide messenger RNA. The record is from RefSeq and is a predicted model, not a curated record. Lineage: Eukaryota; Metazoa; Chordata; Lepidosauria; Squamata; Pythonidae.